Thermochaetoides thermophila DSM 1495 is the source of this 1830-nucleotide messenger RNA. RefSeq names its product ferredoxin hydrogenase-like protein. Bases 1 to 1830 code for a protein of 609 amino acids. Gene Ontology annotation, molecular function: 4 iron, 4 sulfur cluster binding. The transcript has a single exon. The record is from RefSeq and is a predicted model, not a curated record. NCBI's taxonomy places the organism in Eukaryota, Fungi, Ascomycota, Sordariomycetes, Sordariales, Chaetomiaceae. Gene Ontology annotation, biological process: iron-sulfur cluster assembly. Gene Ontology annotation, cellular component: cytosolic [4Fe-4S] assembly targeting complex.
AUGUCUGCUAUCCUAUCCGCCGACGACCUGAACGACUUCAUCAGUCCCGGUGUCGCCUGCAUCAAGCCGAUCGAGACCAUUCCCGCACCACAACAAGACGCCACGACCUCCUCUAGCGAACCAGAAGUCAUCCUCGACGGGCAACAGCCCCAACCAAGAGCCCCUGCCCAAAUUUCACUAACUGACUGUCUCGCCUGCUCUGGCUGUGUCACCUCCGCCGAAGCUGUCCUCGUCAGCCUGCAGAGUCAUGCCGAGGUCCUGAGCGUAUUGGAUGCCGCGCCGGCGCUUGAGCUUGUGUAUGAUAAGCAGAGCGGCUCAGUCGGCGUGCGCGGUCUUGAGAACCCAGAUUCCAAGCUGCUUAUAGCCAGCGUGUCGCCACAGACAAGAGCCAGUCUUGCGGCCGCUGCAUCUCUCGGCCAUCACGCAGGCAAGAGGGUGACGGACCAGCAGGCUGGGUGGAUGAUCGAACACCUCUUUCGCGGCGAGCGAGGACUGCGGCAGGGGGGCAAGUUCAAGAAUGGUUUUACGUGGAUUGUGGACACAAAUGCGGCGAGGGAAGCUUGUCUUCUGCUGGGGGCGGACGAAGUAUUGGAUCAGCAAGGGUCGGCAGCCACGAAUACGGGGAAGGUAAUAGCGCCGGUAUUGACAGCGUCAUGUCCUGGAUGGGUGUGCUACGCGGAAAAGACACAUCCACAUGUUCUUCCUCACCUUUCACGGGUGAAAUCCCCGCAGGCGCUUACGGGAACGCUGCUGAAGACAACCCUUAGUCGGAUACUGGGGAUACCGCCCAGUAGGAUAUGGCAUCUGGCUAUUAUGCCGUGCUUUGACAAGAAGCUAGAAGCUAGCAGAGAGGAGUUGACGGAUGCGGUAUGGGGGAACAACAGCACAGCGAUGGACUUCACAACAGGAGGAAUAGGGAAGAGUAAGGGGAAAGGAGCCAGGGAUGUCGAUUGCGUUAUUACCAGCAAGGAGAUCCUCAUGCUCGCCGCGUCAAGAGAUCUAGACUUCUUCGAUAUGCCUAGAUCAGCGCCGCCAUCUGAGCAGCCUGCCUUCCCCGACCCCAUCAUCCACCGCUUCCUUUUCCCAUCUUCUUCUCGUCAUCGCAAACAACCUCGCGACGCGGGCACUUCUGGUGGAAAUCUCUUCUUCAUCCUGCACACCAUUCAAUCGCGACAUCCCGGCUCGCAGAUCCAAACGACACGCGGGCGCAAUGCUGACGUAGUUGAAUUCUCGGUUGUUCAGCCUUCCUCUGGAGAGAUCCUCUUCAGGGCAGCGCGCUACUACGGUUUCCGCAACAUACAGAAUCUCGUGCGGAAGUUGAAACCCGCCAAGGCAUCUCGCAUGCCUGGCGGGAAGCCGUUUGGCAGUGCAAGAAGGCCUACGCUAGGGGUUGCCGGCAGCCGAUCAGCCACAGGGCUUGAUUAUGGUUACGUCGAGGUUAUGGCGUGUCCGGGAGGGUGCACCAACGGCGGCGGCCAGAUUAAGGUUGAUGACCAGGUAAUCGUGGACCGCGAAAUUUUUGGGGAAAAGCCGGGGCCACAGGAGCAAAAGGCGUGGCUGGCGGAGGUAGAUGAGGCAUACUUUUCGGCUGACGAACCGGAUAAUGGGGCCAGUGGCUUGUGUGAUGACAGUGAGAAGGAUUUGGUAGCGGGGAUAUCUCCUUCACGGGUCCGAGAUACCCUGGCGCAUUGGUCCAAGAUCACAGGGAUACAGCUGGAUAAACUGGUGUAUACGAGCUAUCGCGAGGUGGUGAGCGACGUUGGAAAGCGCCAAAUGACCGACACCGAGCGCGUCGUCCAGCUGGCUGGGAAGAUUGGCGGAGGUUGGUAA